CGAGCGUUUGCCUUAUACUUCCAACAUAAUCUUGAAAAAUCAUAACCUCGAGGAAAUGUUUGACAAGAGGGAUCCAUACAAGGAGGGGAGCAUUUGGUUUUAUGCUCCCAACAAAGGCGCGCCUAUAGCAUUCGCAAUCCUCUUUGCGAUGUCCGGCGUAAUUCAUGCAUAUCAGUCUCAGAGAUUUAGAUCGUGGACUGUGACCGGAAUGCUGCCCUGGUCGGCCAUUCUAUUCACUGUCGGCUUUAUUCUGAGGGCUAUAGGCGCCUUUGGUGAGUGGGACAAUGUACCGAUCUAUAUCGCGAGCACUGUCUUCCUUCUGGCUGGGCCGCCUGUAUACGAGGGCGCCAACUUCUUUAUUCUCGGCCGCAUACUCUACUACAUCCCUUACCUUUCACCUAUACACCCUGGACGCGUGUUCUCGACCUUUCUCGGCUUCCUCGCUUUUGUAGAAGUCUUGACGGCAAACGGGGCAGCACAGCUAGCAAAUGUGGAGGCAACGCAGAGGCGGCGGGAAAUCGGCGAUGGCUUGCUUAAAGCUGCCCUGAUCCUGCAGCUUGUAGUCAUGGCCGGAUUUGUGUCUCUUGCUGUUUACUUCCAAGUGAAAUGCUAUCGCGCCGGACUUCUCACCAAGAAGCUCAAGAGCGUCCUCACCGUCCUAUACUGCAGUUGCACCUUCAUAACCACACGCACCGUUUUCCGCACCGUCGAAUAUUUCACUGCAGCCGGGCAGCAUAGCUGGGACGACCCGAACGACGUCAACCCUAUCAUCCGGAACGAGUGGUUCUUUUGGUUUUUUGAGGUGGUCAUCAUGUAUGCUAACACCACGAUGCUCAACAUCUUUCAUCCGAUGCGGUUCUUGCCCCGUUCGAACAAAAUCUACCUUGCUAAAGACGGGGUGACCGAAGUCGAGGGCCCUGGUUUCCAGGAUCCCCGGCCUUGGUAUGUUACAUUCAUUGAUCCCUUUGAUAUCGCCGGCUUGAUCAGUGGCAAGCAGGUUAAGUACUGGGAGACAGACGGGUCCGGACAGGGAAAUCAGACAAACACUCACAAGGAUGUAACUUAUCCUUGUUAGGCCUGAUGUUCUGGUUUGACAACCUGAACCUUGCCGUGCCUGUCAUUAUGGGUUCCUGAUUUCCUGGUCUAGAGGCGUCCUGCUUCCGUUCUGUAUAUAGAAAGUACUGUGUAUUCUCUGAGCGUUAUCUGGUUAUUGCUUUGAUAUAGAGUUGCAUAGUAUCGUGGAUGCACAUCCGAUUUCUCGUAUCUCUUCUCAAUGAAGUCGUCUU
Aspergillus nidulans FGSC A4 is the source of this 1286-nucleotide messenger RNA. RefSeq names its product putative RTA1 domain protein. Lineage: Eukaryota; Fungi; Ascomycota; Eurotiomycetes; Eurotiales; Aspergillaceae. The transcript is spliced from 4 exons. Gene Ontology annotation, cellular component: membrane. The coding region runs from base 56 to 1075 and encodes 339 amino acids. The record is from RefSeq and is a predicted model, not a curated record.